UGACUUUGUUUGACAUUGACAUUUGUUUGAUUGCUAAUACGAAUGUGAUCAUUCCCGUGAAAAUAAAGCAAUAGUGAUAUCUGGCGAUAUCCAUCUACAUUCUAAAUAUUGUGUUGUGAAUUAUAAAUCUGUACUAAAAGAAACUAAGAUGCUUGAAGUUACUUGUAAUGAUCGUCUUGGAAAGAAAGUGAGAGUGAAAUGCAACCCUGACGAUACAGUUGGAGACCUCAAAAAAUUAAUAGCAGCCCAAACUGGUACGAGAUACGACAAGAUUGUUCUAAAGAAAUGGUACACAGUGUUCAAAGACCACAUCAAAUUGUCUGACUAUGAAAUACAUGACGGCAUGAACCUGGAACUCUACUACCAAUAGCCGACAAUGGAGUCUGAACAACUAAUUGAUAAUGUUAAUUUUACAACUAACUUAAUAUUUAAGUAAACUUUAAGACUAAAAUUAUUUGUUUUUUUGUUUUUAUUUCUUUUUGAGGUAAUUCAACAAGCCAACUCGCCCUGUGAUUAUGAAACACAUUAAAUAUACUGAUUACCUAAUAAAAUAAAAAUAAUCAAAACA
Spodoptera frugiperda (fall armyworm) is the source of this 568-nucleotide messenger RNA. It is a transcript of the gene ubl, whose product is annotated as ubiquitin-like protein 5. The transcript is spliced from 3 exons. Gene Ontology annotation, biological process: protein modification process; mRNA splicing, via spliceosome. NCBI's taxonomy places the organism in Eukaryota, Metazoa, Arthropoda, Insecta, Lepidoptera, Noctuidae. Gene Ontology annotation, cellular component: cytoplasm; nucleus. Gene Ontology annotation, molecular function: protein tag activity; protein binding. The record is from RefSeq and is a predicted model, not a curated record. Bases 149 to 370 code for a protein of 73 amino acids.